GGGACCAUCUUACCGUCCCCAAUCUUAUCAAAACCUAGUCCUCUAAAGGUAGAUCUGGCUGAGCGUACCUCCAUCUUGCACAUCCUCAUCUUCACCUAAUUCUUCCAUUUCGUGCGUUGGUCAUGUCGAAUUCAGAACUUUCACCGGAAGAAAUCCCGGGAGAUUAUGGUUUCCCGUUCUUCGGUGCGAUAAGGGAUCGUCUCGAUUACUUCUACUUCCAAGGUAAAGAUGAGUUCUUCCGCAGCCGGAUGCGCAAAUACCAGUCAACGGUCUUCAAGGCCAACAUGCCGCCCGGCCCAUUCAUCUCCUCGAACCCCAAUGUCGUCAUCCUCCUCGACGCAAUCAGCUUCCCUGUCCUCUUCGACAUGUCCAAGGUCGAAAAGAGGAACAUGCUCGACGGCACCUACAUGCCCUCCACUGCCUUCACCGGCGGCCACCGUGCUUGCGCCUUUCUCGACCCGUCCGAGCCCAAUCACACCAUCCUCAAGCACUGGUUCUUGUCCCUUCUUGCGGCUAAGCGCGACAUGUUCAUCCCGACCCUCAGGAGCUGCUUGACGGAUCUCUUUGUUGGCCUAGAAGACGAGCUAUCAAGCAAAGGGAAAGCACACUUCAACUCCCUCAGUGACAAAUUGUCCUUCGACUUUGUGUUCAGGCUAUUAUGUGACCACAGGCCCUCCAGCACAAUUCUAGGGGCCAAAGGGGCAAAGAUGUUCGACCUAUGGAUAUUUCUCCAACUUGCCCCAUUGUUGUCCCUAGGGUUUAAGAACAAGGUCCUAAAUUUCUUGGAAGAUGUCAUUUUGCGCACUUUCCCACUACCUCCACUCUUAAUUAAAUCUUCUUACAAGAAGCUUUACGACGCGUUUAGCGAGCAUGCGACUUCAAUCUUAGAUGAAGCUGAGAGGCUAGGAAUUAAUAGGGACGAGGCAUGUCACAACCUAGUGUUCCUUGCCGGGUUCAAUGCCUAUGGUGGCAUGAAAGCCACACUGCCCAUUUUGAUCAAGUGGGUCGGGUCGGGAGGGGAGGAUCUGCACCGCCAGCUCGCGAGGGAGAUCCGAUCGGCCGUCAGAUCGGAAGGCGGGGUAACUCUUGCAGCCUUGGACAAGAUGAGCUUGACCAAGUCGGUCGUGUAUGAAGCUCUCAGGAUCGACCCUCCAGUCCAGUUCCAGUACGGGAAGGCAAAGCGAGACAUGGUGGUCCGGAGCCACGACGCGGCCUUCGAGAUCAAGAAGGGCGAGAUCCUCUUCGGGUAUCAGCCGUUCGCGACCAAGGAUCCGAAAGUCUUCGAUGACCCGGAGGAUUUCGUGGGCCACAGGUUCGUGGCGGAGGGAGAGAAGCUGUUGAAGUACGUCUACUGGUCGAACGGGCGUGAGAUUGAUGAUCCGACGGUGGCGAACAAGCAGUGCGCAGGGAAGGAUCUGGUGCUGCUCACGUGCAGGGUUAUGUUGGUGGAGUUGUUCCUCCGUUACGAUGCGUUCGACGUCGAAUGUGGGACCUUGCCUGUGGGUUCAUCCGUGACGUUCAAGUCGUUGACCAAGGCGUCGGGUUGUUGACCGUGUGUCUAUUGCU
Messenger RNA from Rhodamnia argentea, 1566 nucleotides. RefSeq names its product allene oxide synthase 3-like. Bases 123 to 1550 code for a protein of 475 amino acids. The record is from RefSeq and is a predicted model, not a curated record. Lineage: Eukaryota; Viridiplantae; Streptophyta; Magnoliopsida; Myrtales; Myrtaceae. Gene Ontology annotation, biological process: sterol metabolic process. Gene Ontology annotation, molecular function: monooxygenase activity; iron ion binding; oxidoreductase activity, acting on paired donors, with incorporation or reduction of molecular oxygen. The transcript has a single exon.